AUGAUGCUGCUGAUGAUGAUGUCGAUGAUGAUGCCGAUGUCGAUGAUGCUGGCGAUGAUCAAGGGUGGUGCUGGUAGUGACCCUCAUCGCGGUCUUGAGUCUUCCCGCCCUGACCACCAGGUCAAGGCCCAGGAGCUGCUUGCCCGUCUCGAGGCGGCGCCUAAUCCGCGGGCCUCGGGCCGGCCCUCAAUCCGUCUCGGCAUCUCGGGCGCGCCGGGUGUAGGCAAGUCGACCUUUAUCGAAGCCUUUGGCAUGUGGCUCAUCCGCUCAGGCCUCUCGCUCGCCGUCCUCGCUAUCGAUCCGUCGUCGGCACGGACCGGCGGUUCCAUCCUCGGCGACCGCACCCGCAUGAUGGAGCUUGCCCGCGAGCCCAAGGCUUACAUUCGCACCACCCCAUCUUCCGGGACGCUCGGUGGCGUCGCCCGCCACACUUCGGACGCUAUCGCCGUCUGCGACGCCGCAGGGUUUGACGUCAUCCUCGUCGAGACUGUCGGCGUCGGCCAGUCCGAGUACGCCGUCGCAGACGUAGUCGACAUGUUCAUGCUCCUCGUCUCGCCCGGUGCCGGCGACGAGCUGCAGGGCAUCAAGCGUGGCGUCAUGGAGCUUGCCGACGAGGUCGUCGUCACCAAGGCUGAUGGCGACCUCUCUUCCUCCGCAAACAUCGUCCGGGCAGAGUACCGCUCCGCCCUCAAGCUCAUGCACCGCAAGUACCCAGACUGGGCUCCGCCCGUCCGCACCAUCUCUUCCACAGAAGGCCGCGGCCUCGACCGCCUCUGGACCGACAUCGGGUCGUUCUUCGACGCCCGCAUUGCAUCGGGCGACCUGCUCGCCAGCCGCGCCCGCCAACGAAAGGCUGCUCUCUGGGCUGUCGUCCAGGACGAGCUGCUCCGCGCUGCAAAACGCGACGCUGCUGCCGUCGCCACCGCCGAAGCAGGCGUCGAAGCCGGUACUCUCUCCGUCCUCGCCGGAGCCCGCCGCAUCCUUGCUGCUACAGGCAUCGACUCGGAGCCGUAA
This is a messenger RNA of Thecamonas trahens ATCC 50062, 1014 nucleotides long. RefSeq names its product LAO/AO transport system ATPase. The transcript has 2 exons. NCBI's taxonomy places the organism in Eukaryota, Apusomonadida, Apusomonadidae. Gene Ontology annotation, molecular function: GTPase activity; ATP hydrolysis activity; GTP binding. Bases 1 to 1014 code for a protein of 337 amino acids. The record is from RefSeq and is a predicted model, not a curated record. Gene Ontology annotation, cellular component: cytoplasm.